This is a messenger RNA of Arabis nemorensis, 747 nucleotides long. The record is from the annotation of a GenBank genome assembly. NCBI's taxonomy places the organism in Eukaryota, Viridiplantae, Streptophyta, Magnoliopsida, Brassicales, Brassicaceae.
AUGGCGACUUCUUCGAUCACUAUACCGACCAUAAGAUCUCCGAUUCGGGGAUCGAAAUUUCUAGGCCAAACCCAUGUAUUUUCAACUGCAAACCGGUCGAUUUUCCCGCCUCCGAAACAGCAAUCAAACGUUCAUCAAGUAAAGGCCAUGGGUAAAUUCAAUCUAUGGGAAGUGCUAGGAGGAAGAGGAUUAUGCAACGGAGAGAAAGGUAUCGAAAAGGAGCUCAAGAGGAACAUCGAAGGCGAGAAAGAGACAUCAAAGGCUGAGAACGAGACGGAGAAAGAGAGCAACGACAAUAACUCGUCGUUUAAAGUACCAGAAGAUGGUUUUGAGAAAGAGAUGAUGGGUCUCACCGGUGGAUUUCCAGGUGGCGAAAAGGGAUUGCAAACGUUCAUCGAACAAAACCCGCCUCCACCACCACAACCGCCUGUAAAACGAGGAAGCAAUGUAUCCGCGAUUGCUGCUGCGGAUAAGAAGCCGAAAGCGCCUGAGCUACCGCUACUCAUGCCGGGAAUGAUCGCUAUAGUCAAGAACCCGAACAAUCCGUUCCACAUGUAUUGUGGGAUAGUGCAGAGAAUCACUGAUGGAAAAGCAGGUGUCUUGUUCGAAGGAGGAAAUUGGGACCGUCUCGUUACUUUCAGACUUGAAGAGCUUGAACGAAGAGAAAAAGGUCCACCGGGUAAGAAUCCAAAGUCUUGUGUUCUUGAGCCUCUUAUUGAAGAGAUGCAAAAGGAAGCAACACCAUAA